Cyprinus carpio (common carp) is the source of this 805-nucleotide messenger RNA. RefSeq names its product scavenger receptor cysteine-rich type 1 protein M130. The record is from RefSeq and is a predicted model, not a curated record. Bases 40 to 651 code for a protein of 203 amino acids. Lineage: Eukaryota; Metazoa; Chordata; Actinopteri; Cypriniformes; Cyprinidae. The transcript has 3 exons. Gene Ontology annotation, cellular component: membrane.
AGCUGGUCUAUUCUGGUUGAUGUGUGUGUUUUAGGUCAUAUGCCUCUCAGACUGAUUGGAGAGAAGGGCCGGUGCUCUGGGAGGCUGGAGGUGUAUCAUAACGCUGUGUGGGGCUCAGUCUGUGAUGAUCAGUGGGACAUCAGCGAUGCUCAGGUGGUCUGCAGGCAGCUGGGUUGUGGAGCAGCACUGAGGGCUGAUGGGAAUUCAACCUUUGUUGCUGGUGAAGGUGUUGUGUGGAUGAACAAAGUCGAGUGCAGAGGGAAUGAGAUUCACCUGUGGGACUGUCCUCUCUCCCUGAAUAAACACACUGACUGCUCACGCAAGAGGCUUGUUAGACUCACCUGUGAAGAUCACAACUUGUCAGAUGUGUCAGUGUCCACUUCUCCUGCCACAACAUCAUCAGCUUCUCCUCCAGUGCGCUCAACAUCAGUCGCUCCUCCACAAACUCCUCCACCAGCGUCUCCCCCAGUGCUUGUGAUUGUUCUGGGAGUUGUGCUCUUACUGCUCUUAGUGCCACUGCUUAUACUGAUUCAGCAGAACAGAGUGAUGAGGAGAGCUCUCUCUAAGAGGAGACACAGGACGAUGUCUGAGGCCGUUUAUGAGGAGAUUCAGCACAGACACAAUCACUUCACUCAGAGGGGUGAGACAUGAGCCAUCAAUCUUAUUUAAUACCAUUAAUAAGAGUCUGUCAGACAGUAGAUGUUGAUCUAUUAUUAGUCCUGUUAAACCUCCUGCUUCAAACCACAGAAUUCCUGACAGAAAACCACAGAGCUGCAGGUGCAUGUGUGUGUGUGUGUGUGUGUGU